This is a messenger RNA of Motacilla alba alba, 13836 nucleotides long. It is a transcript of the gene TNS1, whose product is annotated as tensin 1. Gene Ontology annotation, molecular function: protein binding. Bases 3893 to 9505 code for a protein of 1870 amino acids. The record is from RefSeq and is a predicted model, not a curated record. NCBI's taxonomy places the organism in Eukaryota, Metazoa, Chordata, Aves, Passeriformes, Motacillidae. The transcript has 32 exons. Gene Ontology annotation, biological process: fibroblast migration.
CAGCUGGCAGGAACACUGGGGUGACAGUGGCUGCACCCCCUGGGUGCUCCUGGCACUUGAGUCUGGGCGUUCUGGGGGGCACCCAAGCAGGCACCUCUUGCUCCUACAGCACGAUGGCACUUGGAAGACAACGUGUCUGGAGUCUGAAGCCACCCCCGUGGAAAGUGUAUCAGUAGAAAACGAGCCUCCAGCUCUCAUCUGCUCUAACAAAGCCUCUUCUUAGUGAUCCUGCUGGUCCCAGAAAGGGUGCUGGGCCUUGGAGCUGUGCUCACCCACGUGCCCUUUUGGGGUCUCGAGUUGCAGGGGGGUCCAUUUGCUUAUGCCUUGGGUGACCCUCCUUGUUUUGCCACUAUCUGGUUCCUAGCCUUGUGCAGCCCAUCCCUAGGGCAUCUAGUCACAGUGCCAGCAGACCCUGAUCAGCACUGGAGCUUCCCUGAUGGGUUUUGGGACACAAGAGAGAAAGCAGUCCCACAGCACAGCUCCUGGGUAGGCAGAGUGUAUCUUUGUCUGCACUUCUUCCUCCUAUUCCCUCAUCUCCUCAAAACUACGGACUGGGGAGACACCAGUUUUGGAGGUGCUGCUCAGCAUUUCAGGUCCCCUGUAGUGUUGUUUUCUUCUCUAUCCUGCAGGGUGAGGACACAGCACUGACUCCAGUCUCCAUCUGCUUUGGGCCUUUCCUACUCUCACAAGUAGGUCCCCUGGCCUCAGUACUGGGGGCUAAGACCUCUCGAGGCAGCCAGGGCUUAUUUUGGCACCUGAACCACCCUUUGAGGUGGGUCCCAGACCCAUGGGCACUGGCAGAUGCCCCUGGUGCUGGGAGGUUGCCAAAAGUGUGCAGCGGGGUCUGAGUGCAUAGAAAGGGGCUUGACUGAAGCUCCACCAGAGUGGAUCUGUGGGAAGAAUCCCACCCUGGGCUCAGGGUGGGGCACAGCCUGCUGCCAGGCUGGUGUGCUGACCAGUCCCACAGGAGUGCCCGUGCUCCAUGUCAGAAUCCAUUUGUUGAUCAGUUCCAUGUGGGAAUGCCUGCGCUGGCCAGUCCUGUGUGGGAAUCAGUGCUCUGACCAAUCCUGCAUGGGAGUCAGUGCUCUGGCCAGUCACCUGUCAGAAGCCAGGGUUUGACCAGUCCUAUGGGACAUCUGGGCAGUGAUUAAUCCCGUGUAAGAAUCCGUGUGCUGGCCAAUCCUGUGUGAGAACCUGUGCCUUUACUGAUCUCAGAUGAGAAUCCGCACACAGACCAGCCCCAGAUGAGAAUCCAGAUGCUGCCCAAUCUCAUGUAAGAACCCAUGUAUUGACCAAUCCAGUGUAAGAACCUGUUCAUGGACCAGUCCUGAUGAAACCCCCCGCAGCGGAGUCUGUCCCAGCCAGUCCUGGUGUGACUCUGUUCCCAGCCUGUCCCUGGUGCAGAAGCUGCUCCCUGGCCAAUCUUGAUGUCUGGUUUGGCUCUGGGGAGUUGGUGAGGGGCUGGGGUGAUCCUGGUACUUUUUCUGGGGGAAGUCUGGUGCAGAGGAGGGCAGUGACCCCAUGCUCUUCCUUAGGCUGGUUGUGGGGUGUCCCUGGGCCUGGGCUGAGGGCUGUCCCCGCAGUGGGGUGGCAGCACACGUGUGUGUUGCUGGGGGCAGAGCAGGGCAGGGCUGGGGCUGUGGGGCCAGAGCCAGGCAGGCGCGUGCUGGCCCGUGGGGCUGGAUCCAGACCUGCUGCCUCCAGAUGUUGCCUUUUUAGGCACUGGAGCACAGCAUAUCCCUGCCUGUGGCCGGCCCUGUGCCGAGCCAGCGCCUGCAAGCAAAGUAGGGACGGUCCCUGUCCUGGUCAUGUGGAGGCAUCUCUGUCCCCCUCCUGACCCCCAAAAACACCCUUCUCCCCCCAGACAGGGUCAGGGAUGCUACCUUCUCUCCCUUCCCCUCAUCUGCACUUGGCAGCACUAAGGCUGAUUGCUGAAACCGCCCCGGAGCCGGGACCUGCCCUUAUUUGGGUUGAAACCAGGGCUAUUUUGGUGCAGCUGCCUCCACUGCAACCCCUUGAAGCUUCUCUGUACAUUGUUUUUCCUGUCUUGUCCCAUACCCCUGUGCCAGGGCUGCUGGCCAGGCCAUCCAUGGGCUGCCGUGAGCCGUUACCGUCCCAGUGCGCUGUGUGUCCCAGGGUGUCAUGGGGUGCCAGGGGUGGCCCCCAUGGCCACUGUGGGGUGGAAUGGCUGGUGUCCCCUGUGGCAUUUCAUCCCUGAUUUGCAGGGCCGUGUGUACUGGGUAACCUCUGUCCUGGUCCUGCUGCCGCCUUCCUGGCGGGGAUGGGCCACAGGGCGGCUCCUCAUCAACAUACCAGGGGAGAGACCGGAGAUAGCAUUUGUCCCAGUUCAGGAGACAUCCCUGAGUGGCUCUUUGCCCUGUGGUACUCCCCCUGGUGCCCCCAGCAUCUUUUGGAGAGUGCAGGGGCAGGGUAGACUUGAAGGCCUCUGCCCUGGCAUCCAGGCAUCCAGGCAUGGAGAGGAUGGCACAGUGACAGUCCCUGUCCCAGCUGCAGGGUGGGCUGGGGAUGCUUGGAGGGAAGGCUGGGAGUGGUGAGACCUCUGUGCCCCCAGCAACAGCCCAGUCUGACUCACCCUGAGCCGCCGGCCAAGCCGCUCCCUGCCCUUCGGCGCAUCUGCCAGUUACCCCCACCCGAUGGAAGAAGUCCCAAAAGCAGCACCCCUGGAUACUGGUGGGAGCAGAGAGGGGCUGUGGGGUGCACGGGAUGCUGUCUCCUCCCAGGGACACCCAUGCCAGGAGUCUGGGGUUCUGUGUGGCUGCCCUGUGCCUCACAGACCGGGGCUGUGCUGGGCAGGGUGGAGCUGGAGUGCGGGGGGGAGCGGGUGUGCAUGGAAACAUGCCGUCCUCCUGCCGGGGACAUGUUGCAUAAACAGGAGUUUUGCCAGAGCUGUGAAAAAUGUGAGGGCAGGAGCAGCCAGCACGUGGUGUGGGCAGAGGAUACCUGACCCCUGUGCAGGGCAGGCAGGUGACCAGAGCACAGACACUACCAUGCCUUAUGCCUGGCAGGGAAGAAGGAUGGUGCAGCUGCAAUGGGGAGCAGGGGUGCUGGAGAGGAGAAAACCUUCCCCAACAUCCCAAGUUUAGUGGUGCCAACCUGUCCCCUAAAAGUGUCUUCUGCUGUGAGGUGCCUGAUGGCAGCUCGCACUUUGCCCCACACUGUGGCUUAGAGAGGGCUCGGCCUGGCUUGGUGGCCGUGGCUGGGCUGGAGGGAUUGGUAAACAGGGGAAAGGCUCUGGGAAUGGCUGGGAAAGUAGCUGUGGCCUGUGGCUGUCCCUGGGAUCCCCUUUACUUGAGGCAGGGUCUUGAGGUGAGCAGAGAAUUGUGGGGUGCGUGGGGAAGUGAUUCAAAGCCCAGCUGGGAUGUAAGUGGCACAAAGCUGAGAUGGACUUGUUUGGGAGGAAGUGGUCCCUCAUGGGGUGGUGUGGGACCCCAUGAGGUGGGAUCACAUGGGCUGAGCAGGCAUUUAUGCUGCCCAAGCAUUGUCCUGUGGGACGCCAAUGUGGCCACUGAGUCACAUUCCUCUUUGACAUCUGCAUUUCCAGACCACAGGGUGGCUUGGGCAGGGGAACCACUUACAGGGCUGGAGGGAAUAGGGUGCCUUGAUGCCCUCUCUUGGGGUCCACAUUCUUUCUAAAUAGUGGGGCCGUGAAUCUGGCUUGCUUUGGGAGGGUCUGGGAUGUCAGUGUCCCUCUUGACAGCGUGUCUCCAGCUCCAACCACACCAGCUGGGCUGGCUUGCCAGCAUCUCAGUGCCUGGCCAUGGGAAGCAUCUCUGGUGUGCGGGGGUCUCUGUGAGGGCUAGGGCGGCUGGUGCUGCCUCUGCUCCUGGCAUAGUAAGGGUCAGCACCAGCCCGGAUAUCGUCCGGCUCCGGAAUGUUUAUCGGAGCUCCUGGGGAAGGGAAAAACAAAACCCGCCACCCAAAGGAAGGGAUAUGCGUCAGAGAUGGGCCUGGAUCACCCACCGGCAGCCGGACGGGCCAUGCUGUGGGCUGUGGGCCAGCGCUCGCCCGGCUCCAGCAGCCCAGCUGGGGAGACCCCUGUGCUGCACUGAUCCAGCCCGUUCCUGAACCACAGGGCCCCUCCAUGGAGGCUGUGACCCCCUGCUCCCCCACUGUCAACUAUGAGCUGCCAUCCCUGGGGGAGAGCAUCACCAAGCAGGUAGAAGUCCUGGAUGCCACAAAAUCCCCCAGGAGUGGGCAGUCACGCUGCAAAACAUCCAGAAGCAUGAGCCUGACUGCAGCCACGGAGAGCAGCUGUGAGCUGGAUCUGGUGUACAUCACGGAGCGGAUCAUCGCCGUCUCCUACCCCAGCGCAGCCGAGGAGCAGAGUUACUCCAGCAACCUCCGUGAAGUGGCCCACAUGCUCAAGUCCAAGCAUGGGAACAACUAUGUGCUUUUCAACCUCUCUGAGCGGAGACGUGAUGUCAACAAACUUCACCCCAAGGUGCUGGAUUUUGGAUGGCCUGACAUGCACACCCCUGCGCUGGAGAAGAUCUGCAGCAUUUGCAAAGCCAUGGACACGUGGCUCAACGCAGCGGCACACAACGUGGUGGUACUGCACAACAAGGGGAACCGUGGCCGGCUGGGGGUGGUAGUGGCUGCCUACAUGCACUACAGCAACAUCUCAGCCAGUGCUGACCAGGCUCUGGACAGGUUUGCCAUGAAGCGCUUCUAUGAGGACAAGGUGGUGCCGGUGGGACAGCCAUCCCAGAAGAGGUACAUCCAUUACUUCAGUGGGCUCCUCUCUGGCAGCAUCAAGAUGAACAACAAGCCCCUCUUCCUCCACCACGUCAUCAUGCACGGCAUCCCCAACUUUGAGUCGAAAGGCGGUUGUCGGCCCUUCCUGAAAAUCUACCAGGCCAUGCAGCCCGUCUACACCUCGGGGAUCUACAAUGUGCAAGGAGACAGCCAGACUGGCAUCUGCAUCACCAUUGAGCCUGGCUUGCUGCUCAAGGGCGAUAUCUUGCUGAAGUGCUACCACAAGAAGUUUCGCAGCCCUACCCGUGAUGUGAUUUUCCGUGUGCAGUUCCACACGUGUGCUGUGCAUGAUCUUGACGUCGUCUUUGGCAAGGAGGACCUGGAUGAGGCCUUCAGAGAUGACCGCUUCCCUGAGUAUGGAAAGGUGGAGUUUGUGUUCUCCUAUGGCCCCGAGAAGAUCCAAGGCAUGGAGCACCUGGAGAACGGGCCCAGUGUUUCUGUGGACUACAACACAUCUGACCCACUCAUCCGGUGGGACUCCUACGAGAACUUCAACAUCCAGCGUGAGGACAGUGCAGAGGGGGCCUGGGCUGAGCCACCCCUGCCCAGCAAGCACCUGGAGAAAGAGGUUGGGCACACACAAGGGCCCCUGGAUGGGAGCCUCUACGCUAAAGUGAAGAAGAAAGACUCCCUCCACGGCAGCACCGGUGCCGUCAACGCUGCCCGGCUCCCGCUCUCGGCAGCACCCAACCACGUCGAGCACACACUCUCAGUGAGCAGCGACUCGGGCAACUCCACCGCCUCCACCAAGACCGACCGGACCGAUGAGCCGGGGGUGACUGGGGCACCCAGUGGCCAGGCGGUGCUGAGUCCUGAGGAGAAGCAGGAGCUGGAUCGUCUCCUUGUUGGCUUUGGCUUGGAGAGUGCGCCGCCCAUGCACAACCACAUGCCCGGCCCCGUGCCGGCACGCCUGCCCACCGUGCCGGGCCGCCACGUGGUGCCGGCUCAGGUGCACGUCAAUGGGAAUGCCGCGGCACUGGUGGCCGAGCGGGAGACGGAUAUCUUGGAUGAUGAGCUGCCCAACCAAGAUGGGCACAGUGUGGGCAGCCUGGGCACGCUCUCCUCCUUGGAUGGCACCACCACUGCCAGUGACACCGGCUAUCAGGAGGCACCUCGGGUGGGCAGCCUGUCCUCCCUGCCCAAUGGCCCCUCGAGCUGCAAUGGGGCUGAGAAGCUGCUGAAGGAGGGGCUGUACGAUGGCGAGCCGCUCUCCAACGGCGGCUACCCCUACAACAACCAGAACACCCUGAUGGGCCACCACCUCCGUGACACACUGCCUUCCUUGCGGCCCUCGGCAUCCACUCAGGAGCACCUGGCUGGCUACCCACAGCGCCUACCGGGCUCCCACGCCCCAGGGUGGCUCCAGCCUCAGCCACUGCCCAGCUCCCAGCCCUACCUGUAUGCCUACGACCACCCUGGAACCUACCGCUCCCGGUCCUUCCCGGCAGUGGACACUGCCAAGUACGAUGCGAACCCGGCGCUGCCUCAGGCCCCGGCUCGCAGUACCAGCAGCCGGGAGGCUGUGCAGAGGGGCUUGAAUUCCUGGCAACAGCAAGGAGGAAGCCGGCCACCUUCCCGGCUGCAGGAGGGAGGCAUGGAGAGCCACAGCCCCAGCAUCUCUAGCUGCAGCCCCCAGCCCAGCCCGCUGCAGACGGUGCCCCCACACAGCCACAGCAUGCCUGAGUUCCCCCGGGCACCCUCUCGCCGGGAGAUUGAGCAGUCCAUUGAAGCACUGGAUGUUCUCAUGCUGGACCUUGCACCUGCUGUCCACAAGUCGCAGAGUGUGCCUGCCACCUCCCGUCAGGACAAGCCAGCCGGACCCCUGCCCUCCUCCCUUUCAACCCAGCCCAUUGCUGGUCUCUACGCCCGGCCAACUCCACAGGUGGCCCAGCCGAGGUCCUUCGGCACAUCCGUGAGCCCCGUGGUCUCUGAGCCCGGGGGCAAAGCCUAUUCUCCUGGAGAGCUGGACUAUGGGGUGCAUGAUUAUCGGGAAACCUAUUCACCCUACAGCUACCAGCUGGCACCGCUGCCAGAGCCCAGGAGCUACAGCCAUGCCCCGGCCGGAGCACAGAUGGGCACUGUCCCACUCAGCACCUCGUGCUACAGCCCUGUGGGGUCUCAGCAGCAACUCACCUCCUCCCCACCUUCCCCCACCAUCCCAGCACAAAACCAGAUGCCCCUGAAGGGACCGGAGAGCUAUGAAGACCUGUCGAGGUCGGCAGAAGAGCCCUUGAAUCUGGAGGGCCUGGUGGCCCACAGGGUGGCAGAGUACAACGCCAAGCUCAGGGAACUCAACAAGAGCACCAAAGUCCCCCGUCCUCCUCUGAGCCAGCAGCGGUCCUUCUCCGGGGCGCAGUCCCGGGAGAAGCCUCUGGAGGAGAGCGCUGUCCCUGCCCGCAAGCGGACUCCCAGCGACAGCCACUAUGAGAAGAGCUCACCAGAGCCCAGCUCGCCCCGCAGCCCCACCGUUCUCUCACCUGAGGUGGUCAGCACCAUCGCAGCCAACCCUGGAGGGAGGCCCAAAGAGCCUCACCUCCACAGCUACAAGGAAGCCUUCGAGGAGAUGGAGGGUGCCUCUCCCACCAGCCCACCCUCCAGCGGCGGUGAGAUUUCUCCCCCCACCCCAGCCUUCCCUGUGUCACCACAAACCCCUUACUCCAACACCUUGCGUUCUCCCCCUGGCCUGGCCAAGACCCCGCUCUCAGCACUGGGGCUGAAGCCCCACAACCCGGCUGAGAUCCUGCUGCAUCCAGUGGGAGAGCUAGAAGGGGAAGCGGGCGGUGACUCUGAAGAAGAGCCCAGGAGCUAUGUUGAGUCAGUGGCCCGCACGGCCACAACGGGCAGGGGAGGGACACUGCCCGCGGCCCAGCCCGCUGCCCAGCCCGGAGGCCCAGAGGUGCCCACCAGGAAUGGCACUUUCUCCAACUCCUUCAUCGCCCCCAGCCCUGUGUCCACCAGCAGCCCUAUUCACAGCAUGGAUGGGGCCUCCCUCCGCAGUUACCCGUCAGAAGGCAGCCCCCAUGGCACGGUUACGCCUCCCCAUGCCUCAGCUGAGCCCUUGUACCGGUCGCCUGUUGGCUCACAGAUGCCCUCUGCUCACAGCAGCUACCAAAACUCGUCUCCAUCUUCAUUUGCAAUGGUCCAAGGAGGGGUCCCAGGCUCGGCAUACAGCAGCCCUGACUACCCUGAUGGCCGAGCUGGCAUCCAGGCAGAACCCCAAGCUCGGCCACAGCCACAGGUCAAUGUGGUGGGAGUCCACACCCUGCCAGGGAGCCCCCGCAGCCUGCACCGGACAGUGGCUACGAAUACACCGCCCAGCCCUGGCUUCGGGCGAAGAGCCAUCAACCCCGGCAUGAGCGGCGCUCCUGGCAGCCCCGGGCUGGGCAGGCAUGCUGUGGUGGCCCACGGCAACCUGGUGGCCCCACCAGGGAGCCCCAGCCUGUCCAGGCACCAAGCAGCAGCAGCCGCAUCCCCUGGCAGCCCCCUGUAUGGCUACUCCAGCCCAGAGGAAAGGCACCUGACACUGUCUCGGCAGAGCAGCUCCUCUGGCUACCAGCCUCCCUCCACGCCGUCCUUCCCGGUCUCCCCAGCGUACUACCCUGGCACGAGCACGCCGCACUCCUCCUCCCCGGACUCGGCUGCCUACCGCCAGGGCAGCCCCACGUCGCAGCCUGCUCUGCCUGAGAAGCGGCGCAUGUCAGCUGGGGACCGCUCCAACAGCCUCCCCAACUAUGCCACUGUCAACGGCAAGGUGUCCUCACCCCUCUCCAGUGGCAUGUCCAGCCCCAGCGCUGGGAGCGCCGUCGCCUUCUCCCACACUCUGCCGGACUUCUCCAAGUUCUCCAUGCCAGACAUCAGUCCCGAGACUCGGGCCAAUGUCAAGUUUGUGCAGGAUACUUCCAAGUACUGGUACAAACCAGACAUCUCCAGGGAGCAGGCCAUUGCCCUGCUGAAGGACAGGGAGCCGGGGGCUUUCAUCAUCCGAGACAGCCACUCCUUCCGGGGAGCCUAUGGCCUCGCCAUGAAAGUUGCUUCUCCGCCUCCCACGGUCAUGCAGCAGAACAAGAAAGGAGACUUGACCAACGAGCUGGUGAGACACUUCCUCAUCGAGACUAGCUCACGAGGUGUGAAACUAAAAGGAUGUCCCAACGAGCCUAAUUUUGGCUGUCUCUCAGCGCUGGUGUACCAGCACUCCAUCACGCCCUUGGCCCUGCCUUGCAAGCUGGUCAUUCCUGACCGAGAUCCCAUGGAGGAAAAGAAAGACUCUGCAUCAGCCACCAGCUCAGCCACGGACCUCCUCAAACAGGGUGCAGCCUGCAACGUCCUCUUCAUCAACUCAGUGGAGAUGGAGUCUCUGACGGGCCCCCAGGCCAUCUCGAAGGCUGUUGCUGAGACGCUGGUGGCUGACCCCACGCCCACAGCUACCAUUGUUCACUUCAAAGUCUCCGCACAAGGCAUCACCUUAACGGACAACCAGAGGAAAUUGUUCUUCCGAAGACACUACCCCCUCAAUACCGUCACCUUCUGUGACUUGGACCCCCAGGAACGAAAGUGGACUAAAACUGAUGGCAGUGGCCCAGCCAAGCUCUUCGGCUUUGUGGCCAGGAAGCAAGGGAGCACCACAGACAACAUCUGCCACCUCUUUGCUGAGCUGGACCCAGACCAGCCAGCUGCAGCCAUCGUCAACUUUGUCUCCAGGGUCAUGCUUGGCUCCGGCCAGAAGAGAUGAGCUGGCACUUGCGGGUGAUUCUUGAAUUUUGGAGAAGGACUUGGAGCUGAUCCGAGAAGGAGUGUGAGGAAGUGCAUUGUGGGAGAGGGAAGUGAAUCGGGGGGGGAAGGGUUGGAAUUUUGGAGGAAAACAGCAAACAACAAAAAACCACCAACAAAACCCCUAAAAACUCAACACACACCAAACACACACGUAGAGGAACCAAAGCCACGCACCUACGAAGGAGAGCCACAAAGUCACGCCAGACGGGAUGCAUGUCCCAUUGCAGGGAAGGUGACCAAAGCAAAGGCGGCAGUGAGGGGUGUGUUUCCAGCUUUCAGCAUCAUGGCCUCAAGUGGUGACAUCCAUUUGGGACUGAAUGUGGGACCAUGACUGGUGUUUUCCAUCUGGAAAAAAAAGAGGCAACUGGCAAAACCUAUGGAAGAAGCUUCAUCCCAGCAGCUCCAUCUGCUGUGUGUUUGAACUGACCUGUAGGAGAUAAUGGCAUGCACUGGGUCUAUGGGGACACCAGAGGAGAUGCUCUCAGAAACCUUCCCUUGUCCAGCUGCAGAGGAUGGUCCUCACCCAUCCCUCUGCUUCCCCUAAAACCUGCUCACGACCUGGUAACUUGCUGGGGACAUGGGGAAAUUGGUCCUGAACCUUCCAAUCCCUGGGGAGCUUGGCCAUGGGCUGACCUUUGCUGAACCAGAGCCCAGCACCAGUCACAGGUGAGAUGCUGUGAGUUCACCUGGAGAGGGGGGUCAUGCUGUUUCUCCACUUCCCCAGGGGUUCUUGUGCCCCCCAGCCUGUGAGGAGGUGUGGGGGUUCCUGCCACGCACCACCUGGGAAAGGUGUUUACUCGCCAGGAAUCUGGAGGAUGCAGAAAGUCGCCUCCUCUCCCAUCUUCCCCUUUUCCCUCCCGUCACUAGUCCUCUUUGACAGUUUUCUCCUGCGGCCUGUCACAUUCUCUUAACACAAAAAAAGCAAAACAGAAAGGAAAGGAAUAGUUGUAAUAAUAAUAAUGAUUAUAAUAAUAGCGGAUGCUGGCACAGGUGGGUUCCCUGUGCAAAGCAGCAGACCCGUGGCUACCCCUAUCUAGCUCUUCGGAGACACGCAAGCGGUUUUUAAAUUGCAUGGACAUUCAAGUUGCACGAAAGGCAAACGACUACAAGUAACUCAGGCGCUUUUUUUCUCCUUUUGUUUUGGAGGCCACGUUAAAAAAACAAAAAAAAAGAAGGAAGAAAAUAAUUAAAAAAAAAAAAGGGGGCCUGCAGUGGCUGGGCAACUUUGGCUCAGUGGGGAGGUAACAGGUCCUCUGAGAGCCGCCCUGACUGACGCAUGUGUGCCCCCUAAACCAUCUGGUUCGAGGCCUGUGCCCCUGAAAUGCACCAUAGUUUUGCAGUGAUUUCAGUGCUGUUGGCUUUUCCCUUAGCUUUGGUAGAUGAGGAGGGCAAGUUGGGUAGAGAGAGGGGCAGAGGGUCUCUGUGCCACUGCAGAGGGAGCGAUCAUGUUGGGGCUGCAGCAGGUGGAGGUCCUGGCCCUAUGGUGCUGGAGAGGGGGCAGAGGAUGUUUUGGUCACAUGUGCAGGUUUAGGGCAGGGGGAAUGGUCCAGCUGGAUCUGCGGGUUCAUUGCUGAGCUCUCUGCUGCAAAUAUUCCCCCGAGAGCUUUUUUGGGCAAAGUUUUCAGUGCAAAGUGGCCCAGAUAGUUUUUGGGGACAAAAAUUAGACAUAGCACUGCAGUCCCCUGGAGAGCUUGUCUCCCGUGGACCACCCUUGCCUUGAUAGCUAUAAUAUAUAUACAAGUUAUACUGACAAAAUACUGUAAGCUAAUGAAAUUUUAAGGAGGAAAAAAAAGGUUAAAUUUACGCUCCAAAAAUAUUUAUUUUUGCCAUAUCGCUUUCUGUGCAUCAUAUCUCCCCCACAAUAUCCCCCCCUUCCCCUGCCCUGGGGAAACACCUGCAUGUUAAAAGAAAAUCCAGAGCAAGGCAAAAUACAGAUGGGGGAAGAGGCGGGGGCCCCUGUGUCGGGGUGGCUGCGUGUGACCGGUGCGUGUGUGUGGGGUGUGUGUGUGUGUGUGUGUGGGGGAGUGAGCGGCGUGGGCGGCCCGACAGGGCUGCCAGGGCCACAGGCUGUACUGAUGUACCGAAGUGUGAAAGGAGGGGGAGUGAGGAGUUGGUUGUGAGAUGGUGGUGGGACAGGAGGUUCUGGGUGAGGGGGCUUUCCCCCUCCCCGGCUCCCUGGCCACACAGAUGCAGAGAUCUUUUAAUUUUUGACAUUUCCAAAAAGUGAUUCCCUCCUUCUGCGAAAUUCAAGCGAGACAAGAGACGAUCUCACCCGUAAUCUCCUCACCCUGCCAUUCACCCAUCAGAGAAAACACUGUGUUUAUAGAUAUAUAAAGAUAUAUUUUUGAAAGCCUCUAUUUUUCAGACUUGGUUUUCUCACUGCUAAGAGAAGAGAUUAUAAUAAUGUAAUUUUAUUUUAAUCUGCUGCCUUGGAAACUGGUGCUUGGAACUCCUAUUUCUCUUUUUCUCCCCAUACAAAUGAAGCAGAUCUAAGCACCCCAGAGAUGUUGCAUAGAAGCCAACCCCAGCAGAUACCUGCCAAUAGCAUCACACUUGCUUCGGGCCCUGAGACUCUCCCGGCUUCCACACUAACCCACUAGCUGAAAAUUUAGACUGUAUCCAAAUCUCAAACACUAACAAAAUCAUCUGAUGUUUGUAUUAUUUUUUAACACACAGCUAGUCACCUUCCAAUGAUGUAGCCGGGUGUUUAUCAGCUCCCUUUAAAGGCACUUUUUUUCCCCUUUAGCUCCUUUUUAAAAGAAGGUUUUAAGGUGUAACAACCCUUUCUGUCCCCGGGAGACACCAUCAGCAACAUUUAGGAUUGCCCAGGUCCUGGGGCUGGCGGGGACUUAGUGUUGAUAUUUUUUUCCUUAUGAAAGGGACAGAAAAUACUCUUUGGGUUUUUUUUUCUUUUUUUUUUUUUUUAAGUGCAGUCAUGCUAUUUGAGAUUCAAGCUUGCACGAGUUAAGCCCAGCAUAUGUUUUGUUGUAAUCACACUGCCGUUGUCAGCAGCCGGAUGGUAUCUCUCUCUCGCUCACACACACACACACACACACACAUACACACAAAAACACACACAUCCUUCCUUCCUGCACAAAGAACUGCAUAUAUUCUUGCCAAAGAUAUCCUUAAAAACGCACUUUUCCCCACAUAUAUAUAGAUAGAUAUAUAUUAUUUUUUUUUGUGUGUGUGUAAAUUUAUUGUAUGUGCCCUUUUUGUGUCAGUUUGUUCUUUGGCGAAGCCCGUCCUGCCUUUGCUGUCGAUAUUGCUGUCUAUUGGGAAAUGCUCCCUGGGGAGGUAAUUUGCUGUCUGUCCUGCUCAGUGGCACCUGCAAUGCACAAAAUGUGGGGUUCCUAUUCAAUGGGGCUGCCUCUGGCUCUGCCCCUGGGAGCUCUUUUGGGAGAUGAUCCAUGUCAUCAGCUGGUGAUGGGAUGUACCAUUGCAUGGUCUUCGCCAGCCCCUCAUCACCGAUGGUGACAGCAGGGCUCAUGGUUUUGAGCAGAGUUUGGGGUUGCUCUGAAUGCAACAUUUGCUGGCUGCCUCCCGGUCAAAUUACACAUGGAAAACAAACCAGGUAGGGAGAAAAACCCAACCCAGCCUCUGGGCAUUGAUUUUUCAGUGAAUUCAACCGCCUGAACCAAAGCGCAAAGUAAAUCCCCACCCAGCAGGUCGGGCAGGUAAAGAAACCAGUUGCCCCAAAAACCCCAGACAACAGCAUCAACAAUAGGCAACCCUUCCCAUUGGAGCAGGCAGGAUGAUCAGACAGCAAAGGAGCCCGCAGGGGCUUGUUUCAUUUUGUUCGUUUGUUUUGCAAAUUGCAAGGUUGGUUUGGGGUUACUAUUUUUUUUUCUUUUCCUUAAAAAGGAAAAAAAAAAAGAAGAAAAAAGGAAGCAAUAUGACGUUUCUGUUGGCGGAUCCUGUGCCGCCGUGUUAUGCGUGGGGUUUUUUUUGUUGUUGUUGUUGUUGUCUUUGUUACUUUGGGAAUGUUACAGAUUUAUUUGCUAAUCAGUGUUAACAAACAGUUUCAAACUUUUAGUCUCACCCAUUUCUGUGUAUUUAUAUAGAUGGAAAAAAAAUACAUUAUAUUUUGUAUCUUUAUGCCCAUAAUGUUGUCGUGCGUGUAAGGAUGGCUUCGGUCGCACCAUAUCCGUGUGUGAAUGUCACUCCGCUGUUGUCUUCCCAUUGUACAGAUGUCGGAUUCUUUGCAGUUCAUUGUAUUGCUUUAUAAAGUGGUAAAAACAACAAAAAAAAGAACCAGUUAUAUAAAAUAUACUGUUGCUUGGAAUGCUA